AUGAGGAGGCGGCCUGGGAUCGCUGGCUUGCAGUAUGCGGUGGCUACUCGCAACCAGUUCCGGCUGGUCGGGGAGAAUGUGGCCAAUGUCAGGACCGAUGUCAUGAAGGAGCAGCUUGCGACGUUUCAGCCACAGCUCGAGGAAUUUACUUGCAAGCAUAAGAAAGCAUCCUUCUCUACCGUGGGGUUCAACCUGCCCGACUGGUUCAGGAAUCCAAAGGAUGGUGAUCCUUGUUCCGGGUUGGACGGCAAUGGCGAUGAUGACUUUGUGCUCCCAGCCAAAUCAGACUUCUCAGAAGAACAAGGCUGCUCGGCUACCGGUGCAGGAUCCGGACCACUGUCGAUCCUUUCCAGCUGCCCUGCAUCCCAUGAAGACGCCGAGUUUGAGGCCGACGUGGAUGAGGUCAGCAGGAUUUUGAGAUCCCGGUUUGCUUCUCCAGAGGCAAUUGUGAUCGCCAUGGACUGCUGCCCUGUCAGGGUGUCAGCACGCCUUGUCGACAAGGUCCUGAUCAGGUUCAGCAAUGAUUGGGUGGCCGCAUUUGGGUUCUUCACGUGGGCGGGAACUCAGGCAGGCUACUGUCAUUCUGCCGAUUUAUAUGACAUGAUGGUAGACAUAUUGGGCAAGUUCAAGCAGUUUGAUUUGAUGUGCGGUCUGAUCAGUCAGAUGCAUGAGAUUGGGGGGUUGGUGUCGCUAGCGACCAUGACGAAGGUGAUGAGGAGGCUCUGUGGGGCCAACCGAUGGAGUGACGCCAUUGAUGCUUUCCAUAAAAUGGACCGCUUUGGGGUGGCGAAGGACACAAAGGCCAUGAAUGUGCUCUUGGACACAUUGUGCAAGGAGAGGAGUGUGAAGCGUGCAAGAGGUGCCUUCCAAGCUUUGAAGGGGACAAUUCCUCCCAAUGAGAGUAGCUUCAACACAUUGGUUCAUGGCUGGUGCAAAGCGAGGAUGCUUAAGGAGGCUCGUGAAACGAUGGAGGAGAUGGAGCGACAUGGUUUCAAUCCUUCAGUAAUAACUUACACCAGCCUGAUAGAAGCGUACUGCAUGGAGAAAGAUUUUCAGACGGUUGAUGGUAUCUUGGAUGAGAUGCACACAAAAGGAUGCACUCCAAAUAUUAUCACAUACACAAUUGUGAUGCACACGCUAGGGAAGGCUGGGAGGACACAAGAAGCUCUGGAUACUUUUGGCAAGGUGAAGCAAGAUGGCUGUGCCCUAGAUGCUUCCUUCUACAACUCUCUUAUAUACAUACUCUGCAGAGCUGGGAGGUUGCAAGAUGCAAAUUUUGUGGUCGAAGAAAUGCACCGAACUGGAAUAUCCCCAAACUUGACUACCUUUAAUACCCUGAUUUCUGCUGCCUGUGAUCACUCUCAGGCUGAGAAAGCACUUAAACUGUUGGUUCAGAUGGAAGAACAGUCAUGCAAGCCGGACAUCAAGACGUACACCCCCUUGCUGAAGCUAUGCUGCAGAAGGCAAUGGGUGAAGACGCUUCUGUUCCUGAUAUGCCAUAUGUUCCAGAAGGACAUCACCCCUGAUUUCAGUACAUACACGUUGCUGGAGACCUUUGAUCUUGUGCUGGACAAGCUUAAGAAGAUGGACAUGCUUUCAGCUGUGAGAAAGAUUCAGCUUCUCAGGAUGCAUACAGAAGGUUCCUUAUUAGUAUAUACGAAUUUUGGUGCAGUAAUUCUCACUGUGUAUAUGCUUUUCAGGAUCUUCAGGGACAUCAAUUACUCCCACAUAAUAACAGUGAAGCCUAACAAUGUACUUGAAGCCAUCAUGUGA
Molecule: messenger RNA, 1773 nt
Organism: Miscanthus lutarioriparius
Lineage: Eukaryota; Viridiplantae; Streptophyta; Magnoliopsida; Poales; Poaceae
Source: the annotation of a GenBank genome assembly